AUGCGCCUUCAAGACUCGCAAGGACUGCCUCGUAGCCAGCAAUAUCCGUCGCCCAACCCCGCCACUGGACAAUCGGCCUGCUUUCCCUUUCUCAACUGUCAGGACCUCUCCAUCGACAUUCGCAUCACCAUGGCAAACCAAAACUACGUCGACCAGAGACCCGUCCGUUCAGGCGGACUGUCAGACCAUAUGGAUAGCAGACGCUCGUCCAUGACCCAGCCUCAUGUUACGGCCUAUCCGGAGCUUGAAAGCCCCCCUUACUCUGUUACAACUUUCAGCCAGCAACACCAGAUUAACGAACAACAUUUGUUGACACCCGUCUCCGCUACCGGCUCGCCUUGUAUCCAGCAGACCGUCAAUCUGCCCCAGUACCCCUCCGCAAUGACGCCAAUGCAGUCGCAAACCAGCCCUGCUGGUCCCUCAGGGAUGCCGUGGCAUCACGCGGUCAGCAUGGACACAACCCAAAGUCAAGUCGGCUCUCCAAUGUCCAUCAACCCGACAACCUCCGAAGGCCAGUUUGAGAUGAGCUAUAUCCCGGCAGAAAACGACGAUGUCCCCAAGCCACCCGCAGACUACUAUUGGGGCAAUUACUUGGUUUCCGAGCAGUCGGAGCCGGAGCAAGGCUCUCUAUCUCCCCAAAUGCCUCCUGAGUACUACAUGUCUCACAACGGACAGCACGCCAUGCAGCCGCAGCCGAUGGUGGAACAUAUGUCUUCCGAGCUGCCCAUGCCACAACACGCUGCCCUUUCUGCCCAAGCGCCAUACUAUCCCCAACAUAACCCUCAUGCUUGUGUGGAACAACCCGACAUUGCCCACUUCAGGGACACGGCUACCAGAAGACGCCAGCUCGGAUAUCACCUUCCAAGCACACAAUUUGCUCGUCAGGAGCCCACUGUGCAGGCACCCGGUCCUUCAAGGCCCAGCAGCUCUGAGUCAGUAGGACGGGUGGCGAGGCAACCUCGUAUGAGGGGUCGGACCACACCACCCUUGAGAGAAUCGACAGAGACAGACAACAUUGUCCAGGUGCAACUCGAGGAGAAUGUCCCUGAUCUUCCCGAUAACUUCGUUAUCAAAGAAGUUUGCCCCCCCGAACAUCGGUAUCUCUUCGAAAAGCAACGGGAGAUGACGUUGGCGGGCUACAAUGGGCUCGGCAUGUGGGAUGUUAUAACGCCCGAGUUCAAUGCCUUGUUCGACGUGGAAUCCAAAACUUCUCGUCUUCAGAUGCUGGUUUCAAGAGGAAGAUACAAGUUCCUAGAGAUGUCACCGAGAGAUGUAAGUCCGUCCCGGUUCCUCGACGAUAUGACAAGCCGAGACAACAGACUGACAGAAAGCCAGCAACAUCUUGCGUUGAAGGCAUAUGGGUUUGUCUGCCAACAAUUUCAUAAGAUGGCUGUACUCAAAUUCAGGGAGUUUGGCGGCGGUCAGACUACGCCGUGGGGUCAGAGUGACCUCGAAGAAUUCGCGGUCGACAUGGGUCUGGUGGAAGAGCGCUUUGUGCCCAUGCCGAAAGAUCCCCAGGUGAAAACACGCAGGUUGAAGAAAGUCAGCAGCCGAUUGCGAUCCGGCGCCUACGCCAAUGCUGUCCUCCAAGAGGUAGCGGAAAACGGCGGCGGGCUUUUUGAGCAGAACCCAGAGCUCCAUGACCAGGUUACGGAUGAAAUAUUCGAGUACAGGGGCGAUGAUGCCGAAGAGGAGGAGGAAGAUCAUGAGGCCAUGCUCGACAUGAUUUCCCAAACUAGCUCAAAUGGAAGUGGAUUGGGAAUCAAGACCGAAGACGACAAUCAGAGCGUGGGAACUACCUCUGGUAAGGCCGCCAGCACCGGCAAGAUCGCCAGGCCAAGAAAGGCACCCGCGAAGCCCAAGGCGCCGGCGAAGCCCAGGGCACCAGCAAAGCCCAGGGCGCCGGCGAAGCCCAGGGCACCAGCAAAGCCCAGAGCCAAGGGACGUCUCGCACCAAAGUCCAGGACUUCCUGA
Colletotrichum higginsianum IMI 349063 is the source of this 1974-nucleotide messenger RNA. RefSeq lists its product as uncharacterized. The coding region runs from base 1 to 1974 and encodes 657 amino acids. The record is from RefSeq and is a predicted model, not a curated record. NCBI's taxonomy places the organism in Eukaryota, Fungi, Ascomycota, Sordariomycetes, Glomerellales, Glomerellaceae. The transcript is spliced from 2 exons.